Aspergillus alliaceus is the source of this 2616-nucleotide messenger RNA. RefSeq names its product mannosyl-oligosaccharide glucosidase (gene cwh41). The record is from RefSeq and is a predicted model, not a curated record. Gene Ontology annotation, molecular function: Glc3Man9GlcNAc2 oligosaccharide glucosidase activity. The transcript is spliced from 7 exons. NCBI's taxonomy places the organism in Eukaryota, Fungi, Ascomycota, Eurotiomycetes, Eurotiales, Aspergillaceae. Gene Ontology annotation, cellular component: endoplasmic reticulum membrane. Bases 86 to 2554 code for a protein of 822 amino acids. Gene Ontology annotation, biological process: oligosaccharide metabolic process; protein N-linked glycosylation.
ACUUGCCAUAGCACAUUGUCUCUAUGCGCAGGCCUCUUAUUGCGAGGGCUUCCCCAUUUUGUUCUUAAUGCUUUUCAUCUAGACAAUGCAUUACUUCAAUUUACUUACUCUUUCGUCAACGGUAUUCUAUGUGGUUGCGGUUUUCGCGAGUGACGCAUCCAUAAUUAAUGACGUAUCGGUUCUAGCUAAGGAGGCCGCGCGAGCUAACAAUCAGUCGCUAUUAUGGGGUCCUUACAAGCCUAACCUCUAUUUUGGGGUUCGACCUCGAAUUCCGAACAGUCUGUUCGCGGGACUGAUGUGGGCGAAGGUGGAUGAUUUCUCUACAGCUCAGUCAAACUUCAGGCACACCUGCGAACAGAAUGAAGGGAUGGCUGGUUAUGGAUGGGACGAGUACGAUAUACGGAAGGGCGGGCGCCAAACAAUUCACGAUGCUGGAAACUCAUUGGAUCUGACAAUUGAUUUUAUCAAGGUCCCUGGUGGACAGCAUGGAGGCAGCUGGGCUGUCCGAGUGAAGGGUGUCCCUCGGGAUGAUGGUUCCCCAGAUCAGCCUACAACGGUCGUUUUUUACAGUGCUCUGGAGGGGCUUGGUAACUUGGGAGUUGAGACCAAGUCUGACGACUCGCGUGGGUUUGAGGGCGACGUGAAGCUGGCUGGUUAUACCUCUGAUCUCGGUGAAUUUACAAUUGAUGUAACUAAGGGCCCUAAAACCAACGAGCACCCGGAACAUGACCAUCCAAGUCAUGAGGACAAGCCAUUGGACCGCACCUUAGUGUCGAGUUUGACCGUACCCCCGGAGCACACCUGGCAGACGAAGUUGAUCCUGUUCUCGCAAAUGAAGGAGGGGGUAAGCGAAACCAUUGCGAAGUAUGGAGCGGAAAACCCUCCGCCCCCAUCGCAGGUCUUUACAAUCAAAAACAUGCCAGGUGAUGGUAAUAUCCAUCUUGUUCAGAAAAUCUUCAGGGGUGCCUUUGAGUUCGAUAUCUUAUUCUCAUCUGGUUCUUCGCCACAGCCUCUGACAUCUGAGCUUCUUGCUCAAGAAAUUGCAAGUGCUUCGGUAGCUUUCGCUGAACGCUUCGGCAAGAUACUGCCUCCGCAGCCUCCAUUUGAUUCCGACGAGUACAUUGAAUUCUCCAAGUCCAUGCUCUCUAACCUUGUCGGUGGCAUAGGCUACUUCCACGGUACAGAUAUUGUUGACCGCUCCGCAGCACCGGAGUAUGAUGAGGAGAACGAAGGCUUCUGGGAGGAAACAGCGGAGGCAAGAGCUCGGGCAGAACCUGUACUUGAAGGUCCUAAAGAUCUUUUUACCAGUGUGCCCUCUCGGCCGUUCUUCCCUAGAGGAUUCCUCUGGGAUGAGGGCUUCCACUUAAUCCCUGUUGUUGAAUGGGAUACGGAUCUUGCGCUCGAUAUUUUAAAAAGUUGGCUAAGCCUAAUGGACGAGGAUGGGUGGAUUGCUCGAGAGCAAAUCUUGGGCGCUGAGGCACGCAGUAAAGUUCCACCCGAGUUUACUGUCCAGUAUCCUCACUACGCCAAUCCCCCAACCCUUUUCAUUGUUUUGGAGGCGUUUCUCGAUAAAUUAGAUACCAACAGGAACGUCUCAGUCCAGAGACCUGCUGAGGAUAUUACAGAGGGUGUCCGUUCAGUCUAUGUGCAACAGCCGGAGUUGGGCGAAGCUUAUAUUCGUUCAAUCUACCCAUUACUGAAGAAGCAUUAUUUCUGGUAUAGAAACACUCAGCGAGGUGACAUUAAGUCCUACGACCGAGAAGCGUUUUCCACCAGGGAGGGAUACCGCUGGCGCGGUCGGUCUGUCCACCACAUCCUAACAUCUGGAUUGGACGAUUAUCCUCGAGCACAACCCCCGCACCCCGGUGAGCUACACGUGGACUUAAUCAGUUGGAUGGGAAUGAUGACUCGCUCUCUUCGACGAAUUGCCGAGCGGCUGGGAGAGGCUGAAGAUGCCGAGGAGCUCAAGUACUAUGAAACCGCAAUUGAACGGAAUAUCGACGACCUCCAUUGGGACGAACAGGCGCAAACUUACUGUGAUGCGACCAUUGACGAGUACGAGGAAAGCAUCUCUGUCUGCCAUAAGGGAUACAUCUCCAUCUUCCCCUUUCUCACUGGCAUGAUCGGCCCCGAUAGCCCGCGGCUAAAGGCCAUCAUGGAUUUGAUCAACGACCCAGAAGAGCUCUGGAGUGAUUUUGGUAUUCGUAGUCUGAGCAAGAAAGACGAGUUUUACGGGACUGCCGAGAAUUAUUGGAGAAGCCCCGUAUGGAUCAACAUCAACUACCUGGUGUUCAAGAACCUCUAUGAUAUCGCGACCACUUCUGGUCCACACCAGGAACAGGCCCGUGAAAUGUAUUCCAAGUUGCGGAAGAACAUAGUCGAAAAUGUGUUCAGAGAAUGGAAGGAAACCGGGUUUGCCUGGGAACAGUAUAACCCUGAGACGGGCAAGGGACAGCGGACGCAACAUUUCACUGGAUGGACUAGUAUGGUGGUGAAGAUGAUGUCGAUGCCUGAUCUUCCAGUAGGCGAGAGUAAGGGACAUGACGAGUUAUAGAGAACAGCAGUGACUGUUGUAUAGAGAAUGGUCCAAACUAGGGAAUAGCUCUUAUACACUAG